AUGCUGGCCCUGCUGGUUUUAAGCAAGAGACUUCAUUCUGACAACGGCCUUGGCGUUCUUCAGUUCCGGUCCAACUGGCUUGUCGACCCUGCCACGGGAAGCUACACGGCCUCCAUCCCGUCACCGACAGGUAUACCUGCGGAUCCGGAAUUGACUGCCCAUGGCGUCGACCAGGCCAAGGAGCUGGGCGCCCACCUCCUGACCGUUGAGCCUCCAAUCGACGCAGUUUAUUCCAGCCCCUACUAUCGCUGUCUGCAAACUAUCACGCCCUUUGUUACUCUCAACCAGGAAAACCUCAACCGCCUUCGGGAAAAAGACGUUGGCGCUAAAGCCGAUGCUGUCACCAUUCGUCCCGAACACGGCCUCUGCGAAUGGUAUGGCGCCGCUCCAUUCGAGCACCCGACUCCAGCCUCGAAAGACGUCUUGAAGCCAAUGUUCCCUCACAUCGAUGACACGUAUCAAAGCCGCGUCUAUCCCGCCCGCAACGGUGAGACUAUCGCUCAAUUGCACGACCGUGUCGCUGCUGGUGUUCAAUCCAUCAUUGAGCAAUGCGACGCCCAGGGCCACCGUGCAGUUAUUCUGUGCUCCCACGCUGCCUCGAUUAUUGCUCUUGGCCGAGUCCUUACUGGCGAAAUGCCCGAGAGUAUUGAUGCGGAAGAUUUCCGAGCCUUUACCUGUGGAUUAAGCAUGUACCGGAGAAAAUCACCCUCUUCUUCAGCAAAAACUCCAGGAACCGAUGGUAGGAUUCGAACCCCUACGUCAUCAUCAGGCUAUUGGGGCUCACGGUUGACAAUGGAACCAACAGGCCCAAUCGCGGAUACCAAGUCGUGGAGGAAUGGUCGGGGAGUCGCAGGCGGGUGGAUAUGUGAGCUCAACAGCGAUUGCAGCUUUCUGAGCGGAGGAGAAGAGAGGGGAUGGCGAUUCUCUGGCGACGAGUCCUUUUCCACGGCCGAAAACUCUUCGCAGGCCGACGCUGGAGUGGCGCUCGGCGUGGUGGUGGAAGGAAAAGUGAAACCUGACAAGGUCUCUCCCCACAGAGCUGCAGGUCAUCAUCGUCUCUAG
Colletotrichum paranaense is the source of this 1062-nucleotide messenger RNA. Its product is annotated as phosphoglycerate mutase. The transcript has 2 exons. NCBI's taxonomy places the organism in Eukaryota, Fungi, Ascomycota, Sordariomycetes, Glomerellales, Glomerellaceae. The coding region runs from base 1 to 1062 and encodes 353 amino acids. The record is from RefSeq and is a predicted model, not a curated record.